Archocentrus centrarchus (flier cichlid) is the source of this 1186-nucleotide messenger RNA. RefSeq names its product fibroblast growth factor binding protein 2a (gene fgfbp2a). The transcript has 2 exons. The record is from RefSeq and is a predicted model, not a curated record. Gene Ontology annotation, biological process: cell-cell signaling. Bases 202 to 849 code for a protein of 215 amino acids. NCBI's taxonomy places the organism in Eukaryota, Metazoa, Chordata, Actinopteri, Cichliformes, Cichlidae. Gene Ontology annotation, molecular function: growth factor binding.
UGCCCCGCCCCCGGCCCGGCUCUGAUUUGUUCCGCUAGUGGUAAGAACUGUUAUGCAUUAAGCUCAACAUCUCGGCUGAUUUUGCAUGCAGCCCUUCCCUUUUCCUGACAGCUGUAAAUCCUUCUUUGCUUGGCCAAUAAAAAGCAGGAGGGACUCUCAGCAGUCCCACUUUCGUCUCACAUUCAGCAUCCUUCUGAAGACAUGUGGGUACAGGCCACCGCUCUGCUGUUCUGCUGCUGCCUCUGGCCAGCUCAGGCUCAGAGAGACAGGGGUCAAAGCAACUGGGACCCACCCAUCACAUUCAGCACCAAGGCAAAGGACUCGUGUACCAUGCUUGUCACCGGUCAAGGGGAAUACACAAGGCUGAGGCUGUCAUGCCGGGGCAACAAGCAAGCUUACUGGUGCGAGUACAGGGGCAAACCUCAGACCUGCACCGCUUACAACAAACAUCCUCGACACUAUUUUGUUCAGAUGAUGUGGAACCUGAGAAAGCUGGACAAUGCCUGCCAGGCACCAAGAGAGAUUAAACCUCACAUGUGCAGGAAGGCAACUGAUGAAUCUCAGAUGGUCUUCUCAUCCUCCUCUUUCUCCCAGUCACGAGCAGAGGGUUCUUCCAGGAGACCAGCAAAUAUGCAGCCUCAACCUAGACCGCCAAGGCCAGCUCCUACAAGACAAGCUGUCGCAAAAUCCAUUCGAGAGCCACAAAGAGUAAAGACCACUCAGGAAACCAGUACUCAAGCACCAACAACACCUCCCGUUGAGAGCAAUGCUAAGAGGAUGGCUCGGCAGCACUGCUGGAGAUCGCUGCAAGGCAUCUGCUCGUUCUUUAUUGGUUUGUUUCGUAAUUAAAGCUUUACAACUCUAAUGAAGACGACUUGAUGUCUGGCUCAAUCAGGUUGGACAUUCUAAACAAGGAGUUUUUUGGUGUGUUGUGAAAGAACUGUAGCACCCUCUGCAGGGUAAGCUGUGCUAUUACAGUGACUUUCAAGUACUUCUCACUGAAACCAUUAAGAACCAAGCUGGAAGAGCUUAAAGGUCUGACUUUAUUACAUAAUAACAAAUGCUUUGCAUGAACAGCCUGUACUGAGUGGUUCUGCUUUAACAUGUAAUGUAUUUAUGUUUGUAACUUCAAUAUAAUCUGCUUGCAUCAGUAAAUAUUACCUUGAAAAAUGUUGGGGUAGAGUUU